CCUGGCUCCCAGGACAGGAGGGCCCCAGCACACCUCCCAGCUCCCUCCAGGACCUUCUGGAUCAUCUUGUCCGUUGCCUUGCUGUUUUUUGCAGUUGUUGGUGUCAGUGUCGUGGGGGUUCUCAGCUUCUCCCCCAGCUCUGCCCAGGCUGGCUCCCAGCUCCUCCGAGUGACCCUGCAGGGCCAGCAGGACCCGCUGAGGAACCAGACAGCCGUGGUGGACAAGGCCAGGAGCACUGUCACCUACUACAUCACCUCCCGGAGCAACCUGAGCGCCGUGGUGCUGUACGACAGCAGGAACGGCUACGUGUGCUACAAGCCGCUGGAGCAGCGAGCCUGCUACCUGAGGAGGAUGGAGCCCUGGGACCUGCAGAUGGCUCUCAACACCUCCGAGCACAGCGCCGAGCAGCUGCUCCAGCCCAACAACCAGACCAAGUUCUACAGGGAGUUCCUGGGCAUUGUGGCCGGGCAGCAGCUGGAGCCCAGGGUGCUGGGGGAGGCUGUGCAGAGCCUGUGUGAGCACUCCUCCAUCCUCUGGGUGCGCAGAGCCCGCGGGCCGGGGAGGCAGCGCCUCAUCUACCUGUGCAUUGACAUCUGCUUCCCCAGCAACAUCUGUGUCUCCAUCUGCUUCUAUUACCUGCCCGAGUGAGUGCUGCAGCCACAGCCCCUCUGUGCCCUCACACUUGGACUGGAUUCCUCAACAGCCUCUGACCUCCACGAGGAAAGGAACACCCACAGCAUCCCCAGAGCUUCCUGCUGAUUCUGUGCUGCAGGUCAGCAGAGUUUAGAGAAGCAGCAUCAGGAGAGUUUAGAGAAACAGCAUCAGGAGAGUUUAGAGAAGCAGGAGGCCUCUGCUCAGCACUGUCAGCACAGACACUGCAGCUCUGCUCCUGUGCCUCAUUCACAGGAAUUAGGAGAGCCAGGCCCAGAGGAAUCCCAGGAAGCAGCUGGAGUUUUGGGGCUCCAGGCUGUGCUCAGCACAAGGUGGUUGUUGUUACAUCUGGGGGUGGUUGGCUUUAGGAGAGCAGCUCUCCAAGGCACUCUGUGAAACACUUUGA
Molecule: messenger RNA, 1057 nt
Organism: Zonotrichia albicollis (white-throated sparrow)
Lineage: Eukaryota; Metazoa; Chordata; Aves; Passeriformes; Passerellidae
Gene: BRICD5
Product: BRICHOS domain containing 5
Source: RefSeq, a predicted model, not a curated record